AUGAUUAACAUUGAACUAGCAUUCAUCCAGCAAUAUCCAGACCGUCCAAGACACACGGCCGGAGUGCGUCACGUGAUCGCUCAGCUGGUAGAAGACGUGCGGAGGCUGCAGGCGUCUCUGACAGCACUGCAGGAAGCCCACGCGCAACAGCUCCAGCGAUUGGAAGAACGCCUGGAUGAGAAGAAACAGCACAUCGCGAGGCUCGAAGCCAGGCUUGACACCCAGAGGGACUAUGAUGAUAUUAAGAGAGAAAUAAGUAUGCUCCGAGCACUAGACUUGGGUGGAGGUGAACGGUCACUCGAGCGGUCACUGGAAAGAUCACUCGAACGGUCACUGGAACGCAAACCAGAGCUACGCUCACCUAGCGUUGCGCCCGCGCAUCGCGAUAAUUCUGCUGAACGCGAGCGCAGCGCAGAACGUCGGGAUACAGGUGGCGAGGAGUGGCCGGUCACGCCGCCGCCGCUCAACAACAACACUACGCACCACAACAACAACGGCCCCAUGCCGUUGCCGCUGCCGCCGCCGAGCCCGUUCCGCUUCGAAGAACAUCGCACUUACCGAUUCGCCGACGACAUGGGCCCGCUCCCACCUGGCGCGCUGGUUGGCAGGCUGGGAGAUUCGCUCAUCCCUAAGGGUGACCCCAUGGAAGCUCGGCUGCAAGAGAUGCUAAGAUACAACAUAGACAAAUAUGCCAAUACCAACCUUGACACGCUGCACAUCAGUCGAAGAGUUAGGGAGCUCCUCUCCGUGCAUAAUAUCGGUCAGAGGCUCUUCGCCAAAUACGUCCUGGGCCUGUCGCAAGGAACAGUAUCGGAACUACUAUCGAAGCCGAAGCCAUGGGACAAGCUGACAGAGAAAGGCAGGGACUCGUAUAGAAAAAUGCACGCGUGGGCCUGCGACGAAGCAGCCAUCAUGCUCCUCAAGUCACUGAUCCCUAAAAAAGUUGGGACUAAGGAUGGCAACUGCGCAGUUUACGGUAGACCUGACGGUGAAGGCGAUGAUAGGCUCGCGCACGCCAUACUCAAUGAAGCCUCACACCUCAUGAAAACGUCCUCAAACCACCCCAAUAAUGACGACUCCAGGAGCAACGACGACUCCAGCUCACCGCGGACACAAUGCCAAUCUCCGUUUUCUAAUAAGGAGUCCAGUCAGAACAGAAGACUUAAGAAGUAUGAAAAUGACGACAUUCCCCAGGAAAAGGUGGCGCGAAUUUAUCAGGAUGAGCUAACUAAAAUUAUGACUCGGAGAGUAGAAGACAUACGGCGCGAAGGGUUUCCCGGCAUGUUUCCUCCAUUUUUCAGCGGCGGCAUGCCACCACACAUGGAACGUCCACCAGAAGACAUCCGAAUGGCACUAGAAGCUUAUCACAGAGAACUUGCCAAAAUCCAGCCAGCGGGAAACAUUCCCAACUUGCACAACUUGCCAGGAAUGCCACCGUUCCCCAACCUCCUUGCGCUUCAGCAACAGGCUAUGCAACAAGCUCAAAAUCAACAAAUAAAUGGCUCCGGAGCGGUCCAAGAUCUCUCUCUGCCUAAAGAUAAAACCGCCAAAUUGAAUGGAAUGACUGAUAGUGAUAAGGAUAGGCCAAUGGAUGCCGAAGAGGCUAUUAGACACGCGGGAAGCGCGUUUUCAUUAGUAAGGCCCAAACUUGAGCCUGGACAGCAAUCAACUGGAUCAUCUGCAUCCAGUCCGCUUGGCAACGCAAUAUUACCGCCAGCGAUUACCCCCAAUGAAGAUUUCAGUAGUUCAGCUGCAGCAAGCCCACUGCAGAGGAUGGCAUCAAUCACGAAUAGUCUGAUCUCCCAACCUUCAAACCCUCCCCAUCACCCACCUCAGCAGCGGUCGAUGAAAGCAGUUCUUCCGCCGAUUACACAGCAACAGUUCGAUCUCUUUAAUAAUUUAAAUACUGAGGACAUUGUGAGGAGAGUUAAGGAGGCUUUAAGUCAGUACUCUAUCAGCCAAAGACUAUUCGGUGAAUCAGUCCUCGGACUAUCACAAGGAUCUGUCAGUGACUUACUAGCUAGGCCUAAACCGUGGCACAUGCUUACGCAAAAAGGACGAGAGCCGUUCAUCCGAAUGAAAAUGUUUCUGGAAGAUGACAAUGCUGUUCACAAACUAGUCGCAUCACAGUACAAAAUUGCGCCUGAAAAAUUGAUGAGGACUGGAAACUACAGCGGAGCGCCUCCAUGUCCGCCUAACAUGACCAAACCAAUGCCUCCAACGCAGAAAAUGAUUUCAGACGCCACUUCGUUACUAAGUAAAAUGCAACAUGAGCAGCUCUUGGGACCAGGUCACCUUGGCCAUUUGGCUCAGGCCACGCCCCUGUUACUAACGCCACCCGGUUUCCCACCACAUCAUGCAGUGACGCUACCACCCCAGCAUCACGACAAUAACAAUAAGGAAAGGAAGCCACCACCUCCUCCUCCUCAACCUCACCACGCGCCCCCAAUUAUGCGCAGCCUUCACCAACACAUAUCGCCCAGUGUUUAUGAAAUGGCUGCUCUUACACAAGACUUAGACACACAAACGAUUACGACAAAAAUCAAGGAAGCGUUAUUAGCAAAUAAUAUUGGUCAAAAAAUUUUCGGCGAAGCUGUCUUAGGCCUUUCGCAGGGCUCCGUCAGCGAAUUACUAUCGAAACCUAAACCCUGGCACAUGCUUAGCAUCAAAGGCAGAGAACCCUUUAUUCGUAUGCAACUGUGGUUAAGCGAUGCUCACAAUAUUGACCGCUUACAAGCUUUGAAGAAUGAGAGACGUGAGGCGAGCAAAAGACGGAGGUCUAGCGGUCCCGGACAAGACAACUCUUCUGACACUUCUUCAAACGAUACGUCUGAGUUCUAUCACUCGAGUUCACCGGGCCCCACAACUGGAGCGCCCUGCGCCAAAAAACAACGGGUUUUAUUCUCAGAAGAGCAAAAGGAAGCUCUAAGAUUAGCUUUUGCUCUCGAUCCAUACCCAAACAUGCCGACGAUCGAGUUUCUCGCCGCCGAACUGGGUCUCUCAUCUAGAACUAUUACCAACUGGUUUCACAAUCAUCGCAUGCGCUUAAAACAGCAGGCCCCACACGGGUUGCCGGCUGAACCUCCACCGCGAGACCAAUCGUCGGCUCCAUUCGACCCUGUUCAAUUCCGUCUCCUUCUCAAUCAAAGGCUGCUCGAACUUCAAAAGGAAAGAAUGGGUUUAGCGGGUGUGCCGCUGCCGUACCCGCCGUACUUCGCGAACUCGAAUCUGGCGGCUCUGAUAGGUCGCGGGCUGAUGCCACCCGAAGAACCAGCGAAGGACCAGUCCGGCGGUCUCGAUCUGUCGAUGCCGCUCAAGCGGGAACCCGACGGCGACGAUUUCGAGGACGAGGAUGUGGAAAGCAACCUCGGCUCCGAGGACUCGAUGGACGAGGAAUCAAAGACUGAGCCGAAGGCGUCGUCCACUCCGGCCGGACGAUCCAGCCGACGGAAGCCCGCCGCGCCGCAGUGGGUGAACCCUGACUGGCAGGACGAGAAGGCGCGUAACCCUGACGAAGUGAUAAUCAACGGUGUGUGCGUGAUGAGAAGCGACGACUUCAGACGGGAAGCCGAGGAGACGGUGCGCGUGGAGCCGUCGCCUGUACCUCGCGAGGGCUCGCCUGCAGCGUCGCCGGCGCCGCGCACCCCGCGCACCCCGCACACCCCGCACACCCCGCACACGCCGCACACGCCGCUCACGCCCCACACUCCGCAUACGCCGCGUCCCUCGCACACGCCCGAGGACGUCAUCCCCGAGGACAAGAUCAAAGCGGAGACCGACGACGGCUGGGAGUACUGA
Arctia plantaginis is the source of this 3798-nucleotide messenger RNA. Lineage: Eukaryota; Metazoa; Arthropoda; Insecta; Lepidoptera; Erebidae. The record is from the annotation of a GenBank genome assembly.